GCGCUCCCACCCUCGGCUCCUCUAUUCGCUCACUGCGCUCUCAUCCUCGGUGCGGCUUGUGUCUCUGCCUACUCCUGUGCGUAAGAGCGCACAGAUGGAUAUGUAAAGUGAUGCACUCCUGAAAAACGCGAAAUCUGAGCCUGCCAAAGCCUUUCUGGGGAAGACGUAUAGAUGUGCAGCAGAGAGAGCAGCCAGUCAGAUUAACUUCAGUCCAGUUUCUUUCUUUUUUUUCCCUGCCCGUUUUUAUUUUGGAUGAUGCUAUGUGAGUAAAGAUGUCCAUCUGCGCGGAUGACGGUGCGUUGCCAUUCGGAUGUAUGUUCCUGGACUUUCCAGCAUAUCAUGACCGUGCGCCUUUGUUCCUCUCUCCAAGUCUUUUCCUUUCUGCGUGAAGUUGACCGGAGGCACAAUGAGAGGGAAAUACUUUCUCCUCGGCUUCUUGUUGCUCAAACUUAUGGCUCUCGUGUGCAAGGCUGACGGGGAGCCAGGACUGCUCGGCGGAUUCGUUAUGAUCACCACCUCCAACGGCUCCAGGGAGGAGGAGAGCGUGUCCGAGGUGACCCCACACACGGAGGACAAAUGUCGGGGUUACUACGACGUGAUGGGGCAGUGGGACCCGCCGUUCAUCUGCAAAACGGGCAAUUAUCUGUACUGCUGCGGCACCUGUGGCUUCCGCUUCUGCUGCUCCUUCAAGCACUCGCGGCUCGACCAGAGCACCUGUAAAAAUUAUGACACUCCGGUGUGGAUGAAGACCGGGCAGACCCCCUACAAAAAGAUGAACAAGAUUCACGACAGCACCAAAGACAAGACGAACUUAAUAGUUUACAUCAUUUGUGGAGUAGUGGCCAUCAUGGCUCUUGUUGGGAUUUUCACCAAACUGGGGCUGGAAAAAGCGCACCGGCCUCAGAGAGAGAACAUGUCCAGGGCCGUCGCCAGUGUGUUGCAGGGCGGGUGUCCAGGUGAGCAGUAUCGGGGGGAGGAGGCCCUUGGGAUGCAUUCGCAGCACUUUGUUUCCAGGGCCACAAACCUGCAGGGUGGCCAGAUUAAUAACAACGUGGGACCAGGGUCAAACAUGGGCCAUCAGCACCCUUAUCCUGCCCUCAGCCAGCUGGCUCAUGUCUACGAACAGCAGCAGCAGCAGCAGCAGCAGCAACAGCAGCAGCAGAACAAGGAUCUCAACAAGUAUGCCUCUCUGAAGGCUGUAGCUGCCAAGUACAAUGGUGAACUCUACAACAAGCGUCGACUGAUGGUAGAGCUGCCAGCGAAAGGUGGCCUACCUCUCCAGCCUAUGGGCAACUCCAGACCCUCCAUGGGCAACAUGUCGUCAAUGACUGCGCCAAUGACCACCAACCCCAUGGCUUCAAACCCUAUGACUUCCAAUCCCAUGAAUCCCACCAUCACCCAGAUGACUUCAAUGACGCAAAUGACGUCUAUGACUCCAAUGACAUCUAUGACACCCAUGACCUCUUUGACACCUAUGACCUCGCUCGCCCCGAUGACCUCCAUGACUCCUAUGACCUCCUUGGGUCCACUGACUCCAGAGCCGGUGGCCACCUAUGUCACUGAGAUGCCCACCAUCUCCUCUGUCUCAACCCUCCCAACAGAACGGCAUUUAGCCGGUGCAGGAGGAGGGGGACUCAAGCCAAACGGCCAGAAACUCAAAAGCAGCCAUAGUCACGCUGCCCACGGCUCUCACACUCAUCUUCACAGCCACAGUAGCAAGCCGCCAGGACUUGGGGCUACCUCCCUGGCACACAUGGCGGGGACCAUGCCAGGUGGCACAUCCCUGGGCAUCUCCAGGGCCGCCGAGACCGCCAUUGGCCACGGCUCAGCAACAAUGGGCCGCCCACUGGCGUACAGUUCCAACACAAUCGCGGCUGGGCAUGCGAUGGGGCUGGGGUUGAAGGGCUGGGACGGGACUGAGACGGUGGGCCGGAGAAAGACCUACGGGCACAAGAGGCCUCAGUGUACCGUGCUGGAGCCGAACCAGCUCCACAGCACCAGAGGCCACAGCCACAGCCAACACUUCCUCCCCACACAGCCCUACUUUGUGACCAACAGCAAGACAGAGGUGACUGUGUGAGAGAGGAAGAAAGGGAGACAAAGAGUGGGAUAGGAUGCAUGUGGAGUGGUGGCACAAGAAAUCUCUGAGUGGAGACGUCAACUCCUGGGGUGUUCAGAGGUGCAGAUCUACAUAUGUGUUUGUGUGAGGCUUGUUGGUAUACUGUGUCUGGGUGGGUUUCUCACUUCAGAGUUCACCAAUCAUAUCACUCAAUAGACCUUUAUUGUCAAGAGGAUGGCGCCCAAAUUGGUGGCAUCUGAAACCAUACUAACUAAGGGCCUACAGAGCAGGGAUGUCUGUACACUUGUGGUGACAUUAGAGUGUUGUCUCAGAGCUGAUAGCCACUCUGAAAUGAUAAUAUCUGAGUAAUACGGUGUGACUACACACAGUGGGAAACUGCUGAUAUGAAUGGACUGGCUUUAGGGACCAAACCUGAGAAGCAAUAUAAGGGAUCAAGUGUAAAGCACUGAAGCAUCGUGGGAAAGGAGAAUUACGGCAGGUUUACCCACAAACCUUGCAACAAGAGGUGUGCUCAUCGGCCCAACAAAGCACUGAAUGGCUUGGAAGAAAUAACAUUCUCUCAUGAUUCACACUCAAAUCUCCCGAGGGCUUUGAAGGAGACACACAUGAUGAGGGCACUCGGCUUUGGACUGCAGACAUGCAGGGCUUUGUACUGUGGCUAUUCAGAAGCGCCUUCAUAAACUCUGCAGCUGAAGGUCGCCCCCUUUUCCGCAUGGCUCCAACAUGGAGAAUGGAGGCUGUCGCAUUGAUAUUGUUCUGUUCUGAUCUCGUCUGUGUGGUGACAGCCAGCACAGAGGAGGGAUAAGGAGGCAGGGAGGCAACAUCUGGGUGAUGCUGCAGCUAGCAGAGGCUCUUCGGAGCAUCAUGCUUAUACACACAUUAAGAAACAUACAGACAGAUUUUCACACACACAGAAAUAUAUACUGUAGAAACACCACACACAGGGUCUGACUGAUAAGGGUUUUUUAUAGAGUGAUAGCGGUAAUUACGGAAUUUGUUUGCACUUGAAUAAUUUGAUUCAGUGUUUCUCAUUAAUUAAAUCUUGUCAGUGAAUUUAGAUCAUCAAAGUAAUCAAAAACUCUUUUAUGAGCCCUGAAAAUUUUAAAAUGUAGAGAUGGCAGCUAAGUCAGAAUGACAGACCUUUUCCAAUCACUGACAAGGUGCAGUUUGUGAUACAUAACUGCUUUUAAAUUUAAAAAAAAAGACAAAAGAAUUGCACACAUUUUGAGAGAUAUGCUUUCUUGCCAAGCAUUAGAUAAGAGGAUUGAUGCCACUUUUGUGUCUGAACGUUAAAAAAUGAUGCUACAGGCAGUGUAGCUCAGAACAAAUACUAGAAACAAGAGGGGAACAGUUAGCCUGGUUCUGUGCAACAAUAAUGAAAUUUGCCUACAAGCACCUCAAAACAUCACUAAUUAAUAUGUUACAUCCAGUUUGUUUAAUCUGAAGCUGAAGUGUAAAAAAAGGACAUCCUGUGGUUUUGAAAAGGGUUAUGUGCCAGACUAACUGUGAAGUAACUUCACACUAGGUUGCCAGGCAACAAACUGUUGAACUAUUCCUCUGAAAGAAUAAAUAAAUUGUGCAAAAAAUAAAUCUGUUUAAAUGUAGCUAUGGUUAGGAGGGCCUUGAUCAUGCUGGAAGUGGACAAAAUGACUUUAUCAGAAAUGUGUUUGAUGUAUUUAUCAGUUUGAGGUUAACACAUAAAAUAUGUGCAACCAUACAAUAUCCUACUAAGUGGACCAAAUGUGAGUUCUCACCAUGUUGUUUUUGCACAGAUUUUGUAUAGGAUGUUAUACUUGAUUAUAAUUGACUUUGAGGCAAAAAAAAGUGCUGUGAAAAGUGGGUGUAACAGGAAUUGGAAAGACACAUGUUAAGACACUGCCACAAGAAACUAGGCUUGACUGGAUCACUCACUGUACUCAAGCUCUAGCUGGAAAAAGGAAACAUUACAACCAGCUGGAAAAAAUCUAUCUGGGUUACAUGACUCAAACAUAAAAAUAAAUCCCUAAGUCUGACAAAUAGGCCAAAUCUUCUAAGGGUGUCUCCGAGCCUCUUGGCUUAUUUCUUUUUUAAAGUGAGAUGUUAGCAGCUGCAGCCACUGUUAUUUUCAAUUUGUCAUUUAAAGUGCUGCUUCCCGCUCUAUUAAUAAAAGAUGGAGUAUGAACCUUUACAUAACUUUCCAGUCGGUCUGAACGUCGACCUUUGCACCUCAUUUUGGUUUGGUUUUGAGACUUUAAAAAAUGUAACUUGUGACGGGACACUGACAGCAAUCAUGGGCACUUUUACUAAAGUGGGUAAGACAGCAUAAAAAGCAACAAAUUCUCACAGUGAAAGUAGGUUGUGGUGGUGAAACAUUGGACUUCCCGUGAGUGAACUGCGCAUUUCAGGUGCAUGCACAUGCCUAUGAUUGGAAGGGGCUUAGGAGAGAGAAGGUUAGUUUGUUUGCUUGUUUUUGCCCUUUCCAGAUAGCUGCCUGCUGCAGCUUUAAGUGAAUUAAGAUGAUCAGCUCAUAAUAAAAAUAAGAAGCAUUUGGUGUAAGUGUAAACUCUCAAAAUCUGUGUGCAGACCCAACUGAAGCACAAACAGUUGAUGAGUGGUUCGGACAGCACCACACUAACAAAGACAGAUUGUGCGGACAUUUGUGAAUAGAGAACAAGCAAAAAAAAAUUCCACUUUUAAGCGUAAUAAGACAAAGAGGUGCACAUGACAAUCUGGUGAGAGACACUGACUUAUAGCGUGUAUACCAGAGACACAUUUUAGUUCCAGAGCUACACACAGUUUGGGUACACUUUGUUACCUGCCUGCAUGUAGAUUCGAGGCACAAAGGGGAACCCUAAUACUACAGCUCCUAAAUCAAAAAGCCAGAUGGAACAACUCAGCCAGCUGAGUGUGAGAUAAGGGAGAGUAUAAGGGGAAUAUUCUUGCCUCAUGCUGUGGAACCUCCUGCUCCUUCAAGGGCCGCAUGGCUGGAAACCUGAGACCAGAUUGAAGGCAUGGAACAGGAUUUAGGAAGUCUUCAGAGCAUUAAAAUGUGUCACCUAUACACCCACACCUGAACACAUGCGCGCACACAGACACACUCACAUGCACAGAAUAUAUUACAGGGUGGACUCUGCUUUUUCUUGUGCUCCCACAGUGCCGAGCGGCAGGUUUCAUCGCAGCAGAGAGACAAAGAGUCAGUACUGUUACUGCGCCUGUUGUACAUGAAAGACUGUGAAACUCCAGACCUUGGCCCCUUUGUAGCGAUAACUGAUAUUAUGCUUUUUAUAUAUAUAAAUAUACAUAGCCUUUCUCUCUUUAUCUAUUUCUUUUCAUCCUUUCUUCUUCUACACUUCUUUUCACCCUUUUCUUCCUCUUUGCUCCCUCCAUGUCUGAAUGGAAGACCUUCAGAGCAGAAAUAUCAGAGAGGAACAAAAACACGGGGCUGUGAUUAAUCUUUUCUCUAACUCUGCCGUACAGUUAUGAUGAGACAGUGAGUAAUAAUAGUAAUUCACCUCCACCUUGAAAGACAAGAUUGGUUUCCCAAUGUGCAGUGUUCUAACAGAAAAUAUAAGUGAUUGAUUGAUUCAAAAAAAUGGAAUUCAGUUUGUGUGUCCUCCUGAACACUGCGCCCAUUUCACUGUCUAUAAAAUUGUGUACAUCCAUGUGUGUGUGAAACCAACUUUGGUAUAUGAUUAUUGUCUCUGAAAGAAAUCAUAACUCAAACAAGCAUACCAAACAAAGUCCAUCAUAUAUAAAUGGGAUUUACAGUCCCAUAAACCUAUUUGGGUCCAAUGAGAAUCCUUUGAAGCUUUUGUCUUUGUUUUCUCUCCUUCCUCGACAUAUUUGCUUUCUCCUUUUUCUGACAAAUGGUGGUUUUGUUUGUGACAGAGUUGAGAAGCAGGUCAAUGUUUGCUGGAUGUACAUUAUCAGACCCAAUUGACUUAAUCCAGCAAAGCAGAAAUGUGGAAAUGAACCCUCCUUGCCAUCUCCUUUGCCUGCCCCAUUCUUAAAGCCCAUUCAGCUCUGCAAAAGCAGCCACUGGAACAAUUGGUAAACAGGCAGGACAGUGGAAACAUUUAGUAAACAAAGCCAAUUAUACAGGAAAAAUAACCUUCAUCACUCACCGUAACAGUCAAAAUAAACCCCAUAGAAAGCGAGGAAUUGGUUGCGCUGGCUGGGUCACGGUUGAUAGGGUCAGGGGCACAGAUGAGUGGGUUCUGGAGGCAGUCGUGUCUGACAUUUUUCAUCAGACGAGUCUGUCGGACAAAAAAAUGCCACAGAGAAGACAAAAGGACACAGGUAGCGAGCAGGAUCCAAACAGCCGGUUCAGUUGCAGAGCCAGCAGGAACGGUGGAGCCGCGAGUCUUUAUGUUCAUUAUUUAUUGAGCAGAUAAUCUGGGAGACUCUUGUUUUGCUGCAAACAAUUUAGCACGUAAAUGUAGUGUUUGAACUCAGUGGCUCAACAUUCUGUAAUAUUAAAGACAGCACUUAAAACUGCAAGAUUUAUGGUUAUCGGUUGAUUCACUUAUGAGGCCAAAUUACUGCAUCCAUAUUUUUCAUGCUAAUUUUAAGUUUAGGGAACUUUGGCGUGUGAAUUUGCACUGCUGUCCAGCAGCAAUCCCUUACUGUCUAAAAUGGAGGAAACUAUUGUUGCUUAUUACCUGUGAUAUACCAUUCACUCUUCUGAUGGCGUCUUACCUGCUCCACAACAGAUGAAAGGUUUAAGGCAGGAGUUGAUCCCUUUAGCGAUCAAGCGUACUUACAAGCUUUUUGCUGCUUCAAUAACUCUUUGCUGAACUGAUGUACUAUCCUGUAAACAAAAUGCCAAAGGGGAGUAAACAGUCCAGCGAAGAGAAAGCAGUUAGAAACUUGGAGAGCGGUUGUGACUUUUAGUUCCAACCAUGUUCUUGACUGGCUAUGUAUGCUAACUAGUCUAAACUUCUAGAACUGCAUAUCUCACAAAGAUAACCACCGGACUUUUGUGUUGCCACCUUACAGUGUGCCCAGGCCUUUAGUCAGUCACACCUCGCAGUAUAAUGCCAGUAAUCACCUUCACCUUUUAAACUUCUUACUGCCAACCACCUACCAUGACACUGCCAAAUGAGGUCCAGCCUUAAGGACGAACACUCAGUGUGACCUCGUUGCUCUGAACCACCAAAGUCCUGAUUGCCCCGUAGGUCCACUGCCUGCCACAGCUUAAAGGUUGUUCUCUUACUAUUUUUUCCCUCCUUCCUGCCUGAAUGGAAGUCAAAUGAAGAGUGGAGGUGCAAUUGACCUAAUUAUAGUAAUCACACCCGAGGUAGAGGGUGCAACGGUUCACUGGUACAUUGAUCAGCAACAGCGGCCAGAACAGGAACCAGGCCAGUCGAGCAUGCAGCCUGAAGUCAUGGGGAGUUAAUGCUUGCCCUGAAUAUGCUGUAGCCUUGAGUUAAUAAGUAAAUUUAUGAUAUAUGUAGAUAUAAUGUUUUGACAAGUUUUACACCCAUAGUUUCUGUAUUAAUUAACAAGUGGGGCCACAAUAGAGACAAAUGAAGUACGUUUUGUAAUAAGUGACAAACUAAAAUGUAAAAUUCCAUCAUCUUGGGUGUACUUGUGUAUUAAACAUCACAGAUUAGUUCAUUUGGUGGCACAACCUUGCUAGCUUGCGCUUUGCACAGUAUGACUUUAGGGUUAUAAAUACAAAUUAAAAUCAAAACAAAUACGAUUUCUAUCAAAAGAGGCAUUUUAGCACCAUUUCAGAAAUAUUUUCUGUGCAUACCGAGUGAUAGUUGCAGAAAACACCACAAGGGAUGUACAGCAAUGAUGAAAAGUAAAGCCCUAUUUGCAUGGCACUGUGAUUACCUGGGGACUUCUAGUAGUUUGUCAUCAUUGUGGAGGUCGUCUGUAAACUUUAAUUCAGUGUGCAUCUACCAUGUCUGUCAUUUCUAAAGUACAAAUUCCACUGCAAAUUACCUUCCAAAUUUCAUCAAAUACAAAGGUACUGUAAUAUUAGUUCAACAUGAAUUGCUGUGAUUCAAGGUCAUUUUAAAAGAUUUUGAGAAGGUUUUUUUGUUUUCUCCACACCUGUCUUUUGCCUCUUCCCCGCUCAAGAAAUAUGGAGGCGUCUUUGGCAAAAACAAAUGAAAGUUUGGAUAGCAUUUUGGGUACAAAUUUCAGGGGCUCAUAUUACUACGCAGCAUGAAGGCUCAAUUGCAGAGAGAGCAAUUCCAAAUCCAACAGAGGAGUGAACUGUCAUUGCUGGUCCUAAUGAAUGCACCACACGAAACACAUACAUGGGGUCCCCAGGUCGUACUAGUUCUGUAUGAACGGGGCUUAAGAUCUUAGAAAUCCUUGACUGCAUAUUAGCUGCUAGCAGAGACAACAAGUUCAACAUGCCUCUAAUUCAUUAUCCAUGCUGAAUUAACCACUAGCAGUCAAGGCUGAUAUCUUUUUUCUAGAAAUUGGUCAUGUGAUAAGAACAUAAGAAGUCAAGGGAAGGACAUGUAGUUUUCCAAUUAAUACAGGGUAAACAGUGUUUGAAAAAGUCUCAGUUUUAGGGCUUGUAAACUGCUGAGUAGAGUGGAUGCUAGAUGUAAAUGUAGCAAAAGUUAUGCGCUUUAAAAUAAGAGCGGCUACUGCAACGGCAAUGAUCCCUCACUGGCUUCCCACCUGCAGAACACUGCCAAUUGUUCUCUUCCUUAAACCAUCCUUUUAGUCCUGCACUCCUCUCCCUGCCAAAAGCCACCAGCGUUCCAUUAUUGUCGCAUGGCACCAACGCUGCAUGAAGCUAAUUUAUCGAUCUGCCCACAGCCAUCAACAGGCAGCAGUGAUCACAUUAGGACAAUCUGAACUAAAUGCAUUGAGCUGAUGUUGAGCUGGCUGGUGGGACUGUGUUUCAUGUGUCACAUUAAUAAAGGCACAAAAGAAAUGCAACCAGCAAGUGUGGCAGAUGAGCGAGACAAAUUCACCCACCUUCCCACUCACAAAAUACACAGACAAGUGUUAGCAGUCACUAAGCUAAUAAUACAAAAGCCUGUGCUCCCACCAGCACACGGACGAUUCAUAGAGAGACAGAAGCAACAGAGGUGACAGAGAAAGUUAGUUAGAUGAGAUGCGAAUGGGAUAUGAGAAUGGGGAUUGUGGUCUUAUAACUUCCUCUCUCAUGGUUUGGCCCAUUAAUACAAUAAUCCAACCCCAUUGGAGAAGUUGGCCUGAAACCAAGCUGUCCUUUUCAGCAGAGCAGCCAGCCGAUGCCAGAAAACCUCGCAGUGGAAUAUCUCCAGGGAAUAUUCAAUAGGAGACAGAACAGGAACUGUACUGGGACCAGUGGCCAGGAGGCUUUAUGAGUUCUCACUGUGGUCUUUAAUCACCAAACCCAGAGAAACGUGAGGAGGCGCUUUGGUGCUGCAACAGGGAUUCCACAGUCCACAGUGGGACACAAUACAGAAGUUAAUGUCAACAGUUGAUAGGCAGGGAGCUUUGAAUCACUGAUAUUGCAAAAUGUUGGCGGUGCAGUCGCAAGAAUGCUAACAGUUCCGCUUGGAAAGCUAUGAAUCAGAGACGACUGUUGGCUCACACACACAUUCACACACACAAAAACUCCUUUGUCCAGUUAUUUCAUGUUGCAAAAAUGUUGUGAACUCUAUCAGAUCACCUAUUGCUCAGUAGAAACUCAAAUUAAUCACAGAUUCCUCCAAACAGAUUGGCUAUUUCUAACAUGCUCUGGAACUUUUUGUCUGCUCCUGUUGUAAUUUUUUUUCUUUUACACUCUCUGUCCUAUUUAAGCUGAAGAUGUGAAGCAUGGAUUGUUUUCGAUGUCAGUCUGAAUCAGGAAAAUGCUGUUGUCUGUAAAUAUUCAUUUCAUGGUGGGGAAGUAGUUAAGACAGUUUCCCGUAAUUAGUACAGAUCAAAUGCAGUAUACUCUUUUCAUUGAAGAAAAGACAGAGCAGCGUUGUCAUGAUUGGAAGAUGGGAUACAGUUGAUCGGAAUGACACUAAAGGGCUCAAACACAAGCUACAUUUCUCGCAGAUUUUCCUCCACUUGUUUCUUUUCUGUCCUUUACCGUUGCCUGGACUUGAUAGCGUUGUAAACGUUUCAGCCACCGAGGAGCAGUGCGAUAAAAAGAAAAAUCCAUAUAUCACUAUAUUAUCAAAGGGGUUCCCAUCACCUGUGUUUACGAUUUUGUAUAGCAUCAAUCUUUAUGCGCGAUGUUUUCACCAAUCCGGAGCCGCCUACUUAUGCACACUGAGACGGAGGAGAUGCUGUGUUUGUUGUCCAGUGACGCUAAACAUCUGUUGUUAUGGGGUUUGCUCCAAUGGUGUGCUUUAUAUGUUUGGUUUUUUUAUCAUGAGCCCAUAUUAAAUAUACUUACCGGAAGGACUUCAAUGACAGUGGAUGUGAAGAAUACUCUGGUUUAUGACCUCUGCUAUGGUCCAGAGCCAAGGGAUUUUCCAUUACUUUUGAAAAAUCAAUAAGCUAUUUGCGAUAUAACUACUAUCCAUUAGCGAGCAUAUCCUUUUAUAGAAUAACUCAUUGAUUAACUCAUUUUGGUGUUAAUCAUGCAUUACAUACAAAGUUAUAUGAGAUCCAAUUUUCUAUUUUUGAUGUCCAGACCAGUUUGUGGUAUUUAUGCAUAUGUGUAUAUGGAUACAUAUGGCCCCAACACUGCAUUUAUGCGUGACUAGUAAGGCAUAUUUUCUAUGGUAGAACCCAUCUCCCACUAUUGUUUGCACAGUAGCUUAUAAUAUGCACCGUGAUGCCCCAUUGUCCUCUUACUGUUUACUGACUUUAUAAUUUGUGACAUUAAGUUAUGAAAAAGCUGUAUUUUGGUACUAUUCAGAUAUUGUUAAAUAAAAAUAAAAAAAAGAAAUAUAGCAGACGUUUUGUCCAAGAAAUAUAUUACCAUAGUGUUGCUAUGACUGUCUGUUUUCUUUAUUUUGGGGAGGGAUGAUAGGGAUAUUUUUGUUCUUCUUUUGUUGUUGAUUUGCCAUCUGACAGUAUAUCACCAUUGUUCUAUAUACGACUUUCUUACGUGGCAAUAAAAGAUGACUUCUGUAAAA
Messenger RNA from Amphiprion ocellaris (clown anemonefish), 11097 nucleotides. RefSeq names its product shisa family member 9a (gene shisa9a). Bases 407 to 2080 code for a protein of 557 amino acids. The transcript has 4 exons. NCBI's taxonomy places the organism in Eukaryota, Metazoa, Chordata, Actinopteri, Pomacentridae. The record is from RefSeq and is a predicted model, not a curated record. Gene Ontology annotation, biological process: regulation of short-term neuronal synaptic plasticity; regulation of AMPA receptor activity. Gene Ontology annotation, cellular component: dendritic spine membrane; postsynaptic density; AMPA glutamate receptor complex.